Molecule: messenger RNA, 3407 nt
Organism: Panonychus citri (citrus red mite)
Lineage: Eukaryota; Metazoa; Arthropoda; Arachnida; Trombidiformes; Tetranychidae
Product: atrial natriuretic peptide receptor 1-like
Exons: 18
Coding region: 13-3345 (1110 amino acids)
Biological process (GO): receptor guanylyl cyclase signaling pathway; intracellular signal transduction; cGMP biosynthetic process
Cellular component (GO): membrane
Molecular function (GO): protein kinase activity; guanylate cyclase activity; ATP binding
Source: RefSeq, a predicted model, not a curated record
UUCCCCAACAAAAUGAUAUCAACUUAUCAACGGUUUUCUUUUCUCUUUUUCUUUAUUUUUCUAUUAAAAAUUAUAACUCUAAUCUCUGUUACAAGUGGUAUUGGUUUAGGUUGUGUUAAUUCAAUUGAAGAAUCUGUUCAUCAUCAUCGUUACAAACAUCAUCCACAUUCAUGUCCCCGAUGUCGUGACCUUUCAACUCGUAAUAUAUCAAUUGCUGUUCUAGCUCCAAACAAUGAUUCACUUCCCUAUUCAUUGAAUAAAAUUCUACCCGCCAUCAUUUAUGCUGUUAAUUCCCUACAAAAGAAACCCAAUCUAGAUGGUAUAGCCAAUCGAUCUAUCAAUAUACUUUACCGUGAUACCGCUUGUUCAUCAACAACCGGACCAUUGGCAGCGUUUGAUUUUUAUAAUGAAGGUACUGCUGAUGUUUUCCUUGGUCCACUUUGCCCCUAUGUACUUGCCCCGGUUGCCCGUUACUCAGCUGUAUGGGAUAUACCCUUGCUUACCAGUGGUGGACAAAAUGAUAACCUUGACCAUCGUUUUCCAGCCUAUCGAACCCUUACCCGUAUGAAUGGUUCCUAUUCUCAGAUAGGAAUCAUUUUACUUCAUAUUUUACAAAAAUUUCACUGGCAAGUACUUGGAAUGUUAUAUCAUAAUUUUAAAGAUCGUACCAAGGGUAAUUCUGCCUGUUAUUUCACCUUAGCGGCAGUUUUUGCCAUUCUCGGUACUCGACCUUUCCACCGAGAUUUUGAUGAAACCGAUCCAGAUACGGAUUACAAAAGACUUUUAAAUGAAAUAUCAAAAAGUGCACGAAUUGUCGUUAUGUGUGCCUCAUCUGAUUCAAUUCGGGAAAUCAUGUUAGCAGCUGAUGACCUUGGGAUGUCAGGGAGUGGUGAUUAUGUUUUCUUCAGCAUUGAAUUGUUUACAAGUAAACAGGAAUCACGACGUCCUUGGUUUCGUGAAGAUGAUACCGACGAUCGUAACGAUAAGGCCAAAAGAGCAUACGAAGCUUUAUUGACCGUUACAGCUCGAGUACCAGACACACCUGAAUAUGCAAGCUUUGCCAAAGCGGUCAAGGAGAUAGCCAAAGAAAAGUAUGGCUACGAUUAUAAACAAGAAGAGGUCAAUACUUUUGUUACCGCUUUUCAUGAGGCUGUAAUCCUUUAUGCUGUUGCUCUCAAUGAAGCCUUAAGUGAUGGUCAUUCAAUCAUCAAUGGUACAGUAAUUACAAGGAAAAUGUGGAAUCGGACCUUUGAAGGGAUUACGGGUAAUGUUUCAAUAGAUGAAAAUGGCGAUCGUAAUGCAGAUUAUUCACUUUUGGACAUGGAUCCAGAUUCUGGUAACUUCGAAGUGGUCGCCAACUAUUUCUCAGCAAACAAAGAAGUUAUCGAUAUACCCGGUAAACGAAUCCAUUGGUCGGGUGGCAGGGAAACCGCACCACCCGAUACACCAGAAUGUGGAUUCGAUGGUGCCUUGUGCAUAGAUGAAGAUUAUCCUCAUCAUGGAAUCAUCUCUGCAAUUUUAAGUGCUCUUCUCAUCGCCUUGUGCAUAUUAUCAUUCCUAAUUUUUAGACAUUAUAAAUUAGAAGCUGAACUUGCUUCAAUGAGCUGGAAGAUUAAAUGGGAAGAUAUUUUAACGAACGAUAAAAGGAAACGAGGAAAAAAACUUGGAUCCACUAAUAGUAUUAAUCGUCCAAGUGUAACGUCAACAACUUCAUCCGAAACAAUUAACGCUGUUGAUAUUGGAAGGCAACACUUUGUCAGAACAGGUUAUUAUAAGGGAACUGUAGUCGCAAUAAAGCCCAUGAGGAAAACUAAAGUCGAAGUAACCAGAAGUCUCAUGCUUGAGAUGAAAAAGAUUAAAGAUUUACAACAUGAUCAUAUCGUACGAUUCAUCGGUGCUUGUGUUGACCCACCUCAUAUGUGCCUGAUUACUGAAUACUGUCCCAAGGGGAGUCUCAUGGACAUUCUGGAAAACGAUCAAAUUAAAUUAGAUUGGAUGUUCAGAUAUUCACUGAUGCAUGAUAUUGUCAAGGGUAUGUCGUAUCUUCAUUCAAGUGAAAUCCGAAGCCAUGGUAAUUUAAAAUCAACUAAUUGUGUAGUUGACAGUCGAUUCGUACUGAAGAUCACCGAUUUCGGUUGUCACCAAUUACGAAUUCCUGAUGAAAAUUUUGUCGAAGACGAAAAUGUCUAUUGGAAACGUAAAUUAUGGACAUCACCUGAACUAUUAAGACUGCCCAAUAUACCGUAUGAAGGAAGUCAAAAAGGCGACGUUUACUCAUUCGGGAUAAUUGUCCACGAAAUUGUCUCUCGAAAAGGGACAUUUUAUUUGGGAACCAAUAGUUUGACACCACAAGAGAUCGUCGAGAAUGUAAAAAAUAGUCCAAAGCCCGGUUUCCGUCCAAACGUACAAAAUGAUACUUGUGAUGAGGAAGUGAUUCAAUUGAUGCAACGAUGUUGGUCAGAGGAUCCAUUCGAUAGACCUGAUUUCCAGGCUCUUAAAUCAGUUAUCCGACGAUUGAACAGGAGCAAUGAGAGUGGAAACAUUUUGGACAAUCUAUUAUCUCGUAUGGAGCAAUAUGCCACCAAUUUAGAGGCGCUGGUUGAAGAGCGCACAGCUGAUUACCUGGAGGAGAAACGAAAAGCUGAAGAUCUAUUAUAUCAAUUGUUACCAAAAUCGGUUGCCAGUCAAUUGAUCAAAGGAGAUUCGGUGACCGCUGAAGCGUAUGACAGUGUAACCAUUUACUUCAGUGACAUUGUCGGCUUCACGUCGCUCUCAGCCCAAAGUACUCCGAUGCAGGUCGUCACUUUGCUCAACGAUCUUUACACUCAUUUUGAUUCGAUUGCUGAAAAUUUCGAUGUUUACAAGGUUGAAACCAUUGGCGAUGCUUAUAUGGUUGUUUCUGGUCUUCCAACUCGAAACGGGAUUCUUCAUGCAAGAGAAAUCGCCAGAAUGUCAUUAUCACUCUUAAAUGCUGUCAUGUCGUUUACAAUUAGACAUCGUCCUGGUGAACAAUUAAAACUUAGAAUCGGGGUACAUUCGGGUCCUUGUGUUGCCGGUGUAGUUGGACUUAAGAUGCCUCGUUAUUGUCUCUUUGGUGAUACCGUUAAUACCGCUUCGAGAAUGGAAUCAACGGGAAUGCCAUUGAAAAUCCAUGUGAGUCCAAAAACGAGGGAACUUCUUCUUAGGAUUGGUAACUUUGUCCUCGAUCUAAGGGGAGAAGUUGAAAUGAAAGGCAAGGGAAUUGUGACAACUUAUUGGUUACUUGGAGAGACCGAUGGUGAUGGGAAGACGAUUCUUUCUACUCCAUUAAUCAAUGAAGACAUUGUUAAAGAAACCAAUUUAUAAUGUAAAUCAACUGUGUAAAGUAUUUAAUUGAAUAAAAUGUAAAUUUUGUUUCGACUUUUGAA